ACUGCAGCAGCUACAACUGCCGCACCUGCAACUGCUGCAACUGCAACUGCAGCACCUACAACGGCUGCACCUUCAACUGCAGCACCAACAACCGCCGCACCUACCACUGCAGCACCUACAACUGCCGCUCCAACGACUGCUGCACCUACGACUGCAGGACCUACAACAGCUGCACCUAUGACUGCCGCACCUGCAACAGCUGCAGCUACAACUGCCGCACCAACUGCUGCACCUACAAUGUCUGCACCAACAACGGCAGCACCAACAACUGCUGCUCAAACAACUGCUGCACCAACCACUGCUGCUCAGACAACUGCCGCACCUACAACUGCCGCACCUGCAACUGCUGCACCCACAAAUCUCAUAACAUCAAGGGUGUCUUUCAGAUCUGUUCGAGACACAUUUACAACUGACUUGCUGAAUCCAUCAUCUCCAGCUUAUAUAAGGAGAGCUUCAAUGAUAGAGAGACAGCUUCAUCCUGUUUUUCAAGAGGCAUUCCCUUCCUCCUUCAGAUCUGUGAAAGUGGUGUCAUUUAGUGAGGGAUCAAUCAUCACCAUCAUGGAUGUUAGCUUUGUGAACACAUCUGCUCCUAGUAACACUCAGAUUGGAAGUGUUUUGAUCAACGCAUCUUCAAUCGUCACCGGCUUUGACAUUGAAGGCAGCUCCAUCACUGUGAAUGGCAUAGUGUCAGGUGGAGUAAUCCACGGGAUCAGUCUUGUCACCGCAUCCUGCCUGGUACUGUUGUCAUGGCUACUGUCAAACCAGCAAUAACAUCAGUGCUGAUUUUACAUUUACCAUUGCCAUCUGAUGAUGACUGCGUUUACUAUUUCUAAAAAGGACUGCCAAUGGUAAAAAUCCAUGAUUCAUGAUUGUCAUGAAUUGUGUACAGCUUCGAAUGAACAGGGCAAGCGUAAGCUUGUAUUCCUUAAGGAACACAAGGCCAUCGAAGGUUUCCAUCAAUGUUUCUGUGGCAGAUAUGUUUUUUUGUUUUAUUUUGAUUUUACUGUUUGGGGUUGACAACCCUAAGCCCAACCUCUCAUGGUUUCUGGUUUCUGGUGUGUUUUGAGGUUGAUUUGUAAGUCCCCUCCCCUGACCUAUUGUCCUCCAGAUAAUAAAUUAGAGUCACAUACCACAUGGGACCAAACAGACUUAGGUUCUGGUAUGAGCUGUCCUGGUACAUCAAGCCCAGCCAACUCCCGCUGCUAUGUUGUGAACGCUGCCAACAGUACAACCAUGUAUCUAUUGUAGUAUUUCAUACCAGCAGCACAAGACAGAGCCGCUGAUAAACUUGCUGUCCAAAUCAUCUUUAACUACAAGGUCCAUCGAAUCAUCAUUAGAAUAAUGUAAUUAUUAUUAAUAUAAUUUCAAGCCCUGGUAUGUCAGAAAAUAAUGAGCACUGAUCUCUUGCAAUAUUUAACUUGAUAGUUAUGAAUGUUGUCUUGUUUAUUCAUGUCUGCCAAAACCAGUAAAGCCAGCCACACUGGAAAGUAAACUGUGGAUCACACUCACCAUUUCUGAAUGGUGAAUUAAAUGAAGGAACACAUGCAGGUCAUAGUGGGCUUCACAUCCCAACCCAGAACUAAUGUGUAGAGUUUUAUCAUCGUGGUAUACAUGAUAUCAAACCUGUCUAUCUUAUUUAUACUUUAUAUCUUAAGUAUUUUUAUGUAAUUAUGCUGUAUUCUAGAAGAUUUUGUGUAGUUUGUACAGUUUCUGUCAGAAACCUUUCAGUGAGUACAGAAUAAAAAAUCUUUGAGGAAUUUAAAUCAUCUCUCAUGUGAUGUUUUGCGAUUUUAGUGGGGAAAUAGAAAAUGUAUCACAGCAUGUUUAACAUCAGCAGCUUUAAUUAAGGCAGUAGUGAUGUUUACAGAUAGUCACACCCUGCCGUGUGAUUUCCCAUAAUUAAAUGUCACAAUAGCGCCUUACAGGCGCUCUCAGCCUUUGUUGUGUCAGUAAAUCAAGUUUGUCCAGAGAGAGAGAACUGGGAGUGGUGCAUUCUUUACUUUGGCUAUAAGAUUCAUAUUUAUUCAAACACCGCCACACAGUCUGAGAGAACCAUUGUUUUUCGGUCACCUCAGACGCAGAGUAACCACCAGCAUUAAA
This is a messenger RNA of Epinephelus lanceolatus (giant grouper), 2100 nucleotides long. NCBI's taxonomy places the organism in Eukaryota, Metazoa, Chordata, Actinopteri, Perciformes, Serranidae. The record is from RefSeq and is a predicted model, not a curated record.